AUGUCGCCUCAAGCCCUGGACAGCCUCGUCAAGCUGUCCCACAGCAGCAGCGCCACCCUCUGCGGGCGCAGCCAGCACGGGCGCCAGCAGCACUGCGAGCUGGUCCGCCGCGUCCAAGCAAGUCUCACGCGGGCGGUAACGGAACGUCUCAGGCGGAACCGGCGGGAGCAGGUGCCGAGGCAGCAGGAGCAGGAGCCGUUGGGGCCGGAACCGGAGGAGGGGGUGCAGCUGCAGGCGGUGGAUUCAAGUGGAGCGCGGCUGGACGAGGAGCCGCAUGGGCAAGCGAGGUGUGCUUCGAACUGCUCUGGCUCUGCGUUGCCCUCUCCUCGCGCACCGCCCUCGACACUUCCCGCUAAAGAUCCGCCAUCGUCACGGGCGGACGGUACGCCCCACCACCUCCGCGUCCGCGGGGACCUCUCCAGCCACCAUGACCGUUGGGGUGAGCAGUCCAGUGAGAUUGCUGAUGGUAACGCCGUGGAGAAUCGCGGCGGCGUUGUGACGACUCACGCUCCUGGUGGGGCGCGGGAGAAUGGGGGCGAGACUGGCGGCGGUCAGGCGACGGGGGGCGUGACGGCUGACCCGCCGGGGCCAUCGACAUCACAACAGGCGCGGACUGGCCCAGUGCCGUGGGCGCAGUCAGGAGAACCGGGCCACCAGUGGUGGCGGACGCCGCCUGCGGCGACGAAGCAGAGGCCGGAGCAGGCUUGA
Closterium sp. Naga37s-1 is the source of this 708-nucleotide messenger RNA. The record is from the annotation of a GenBank genome assembly. NCBI's taxonomy places the organism in Eukaryota, Viridiplantae, Streptophyta, Zygnematophyceae, Desmidiales, Closteriaceae.